Fusarium odoratissimum NRRL 54006 is the source of this 1288-nucleotide messenger RNA. RefSeq lists its product as uncharacterized. The transcript has 2 exons. The record is from RefSeq and is a predicted model, not a curated record. Bases 1 to 810 code for a protein of 269 amino acids. NCBI's taxonomy places the organism in Eukaryota, Fungi, Ascomycota, Sordariomycetes, Hypocreales, Nectriaceae.
AUGGAAUUUGGCUCAAAGUUUGACUACUACUGGAAGCAGAACGGUCACAUUCGCCACGCUGUGAGCGCCAUCCAGGAUAUGUGCGACCCCACGGUUUUUCGUCUUGCCAAGAUGCGUAAUAUUGACGAUAUCGUCGUGAUACUACGGGCUCCAAGACGCGGUCACUUUGUCGGCGCGUUUAUGAUGAUGUUUGCAAAAAUGGACGACGUCUAUUUCCACAUCUACAGCAGCUCAGUGUUUCGGAAAAAAAACAGGGGUGGCACUCAGAUGCCAAAAUCACCAUUCGGUUUACCACUGAAGCAAUUCAAGGAGACACUUCCCAACUUCCAGAAGAAUAUCGCCACGUAUGCUGCCAAGAUGCUAGUUGAAGAUGUAGGCUUAGUCGACCUAGAAUGGUCUGACAAUCUGGCAGCUCCAGACGAGCUGGCCUGGGAACAUAUCAACUACCACACAAAGAGUAUCAGGGCCAGGUAUCAAUUUCUACUGGACAACUCGGUUGGCCCUGUCGGAGACUGCAUGGAUAUGUUGCGCUUGCAUUGCUUCAAGACGAUGUUUUCGUCACGAUCGAAUUACUUCAACCGUCAUGAAUGGGUUGCUGGAAGAGAUAGUGGUGGACUUGCUAGAGCUUCUAGUAAGAUCAAUCGGCGUCUGAGAGCACUGUUUGAUCCUUACGCGUCAGGGGAAGUUCUCCGUCUGCGACAAACAUGUUCACAUCUCGGUGCGGUUCCUUGGGCCACUGCUUCUUCACAAAUCUCUCCUGGGUCUCAUUCUCCCUCCCUCUGGUUAGAGCACUACCCUAAUGGCAUUUAGUACCACCGGAACGGCAGGAGUCUCGUCGAAUGAAAUUUUCGAUGGGAAGCAAAGAAACAUCAGGAUCGCAGGGGAACAUACUACAGAAAGGAUCGGGUGGUGCGUUUGAACUGACGGUGGCAAUGUAUGGGGUGCUCUCAAGGCUCGUUACAUUGUAUGAGCGAGCUUUCAUCCCCAUGCGACCGAAGGCGCCUCAGAAGUACGUGUGCCUUCAUUCAGGACUACGAUUCCGAUGAUGCAUAUGACCAGUUGCAGUCAGAGGACAGUAGAAUCGGUCGACCAGUGAUAAUAAGUCGAGAGUGCAUUCGGACAUUGAAGCUCAAGAGGUUUUGGGUUGGUGGUUGUUGCAGCUAUCGAAAGCUAGCCUCGGAGUAUCCAAGUUGGAACAUCAAGCCACGUUCCAAGGAAACUACUGAGCAGAAGAAGUUCAAGUUUGUAUGCUGCGCAUACUCAGUUGAAGCUUUGUGUAAUGAGCGAG